Messenger RNA from Lymnaea stagnalis (great pond snail), 15910 nucleotides. The record is from the annotation of a GenBank genome assembly. NCBI's taxonomy places the organism in Eukaryota, Metazoa, Mollusca, Gastropoda, Lymnaeidae.
GUUUCCUCGCCUUAUCUUGUCAAACUGCAGGCUGUCUUUUCUCAGCUCGUUUUUUCCCCCCCCCACAUCGCUCCACACACUUAUCAGUGAAAUUCUAAAGAUCCUAGAAUGAAGACAUUUCGCACCGCGACUGAGCUGUGGCGUGAUGGCGCUCGAGAGGACUGAUGUCUAGCAAACACAUUGCAAGGAAGCACUCUCGGGCUGGAGCGAUCUGGGAGCGACAUGAAGGGAAGGGAGUCGAGUGGAAGACCAACCCUGAGGUCGACAAGGCCAUAUCUUUAGAAGUGGGUCGAGUUGUGGGCAGUCAUUUCGACUACGUGCUCUCUGACACUAAAGGUAAAGAAUGGUGCUGUGUAAUUACUAGAUUGAGUGAAGCCCUAUACAGCUUCCCACUACUUUGUGUGUAGCUGUAAUGUUUAUACUAAUUUAUACAGUUAAUAUUUUAUCUUUAAGCUUCGCUUUUCUUCUUCUUCAAUUUAUCGAUCAUUCUGGCAUCCUAUGCAUUUAGAGGGGAUUUGCAAUGUUUCUGUUCCUGGUGUUGAAGAAGAUAGUUCACUGGUUGCAAAGGCCACUCAGUGAGGGUAUCAUGAACUGGGGGGGGGGGGGUCGGAGGGCCUGAGGCAAAGACGCAAAUGUGUCAAGGGCUGUCACAUAACUCUUGUACCACGAAAUAAGAUGUCAAAGAUUUUGAAUAUUUAUUGAAAACUCAAUAAACAUCUCAUUUGUUAAUUUUUUUUUGGUGCUUUUUAAAAAUGUAUAAGUCUUACAUAUAAAUGCCCUUUAAACUGCUUAAUUAUAGUUUUUGUUAUUCUAAACAUAAUUUUUCACUGCCCCGUCCAUUUGAAAGCAUACUUUGUUGUUCUAUUUGACUGAAAUAAAUCUAUUUUUAGGCCUGGAAAUUCCAACCAUUUCUUGCUUCACAAUAAAUCCCUUUAAUUAAAGAUGAUUAAAUAGUAAGUUAAAAUAUACUGAAGCCUCGGGAAAACCGGAAGAUGAAGGGUAGAUUACUCAAGUAGAUUAUUACUUUCCUUUUGACUUAGUUAUUUGCGACGACAUGAGGCCACACAGCUAUUUUGUGUGUGACUUGGUUCAUUGUAAACGCGAGAGCUCGUUAUCAUGAUCCUUCCUGGAAUCAACCCCAACUCUUUUAUCAUCGCCUGCAGGUAUUCUUAGAAGCGUACAUAUUUUCAAUUUUGGCCAUAAUUGUAUUUGUAGAACAACAAAUGGGACGCAAUGCGUUGGUGGUCAACUUAAAAAUAGGUUAACAGUCCCGCCCUUGACUGCACUAGGGAAGUAGAAAGUUCCUACACUUAGUUAUGAUCAAGCGUUUACCUGGCAUCCGUCCGUCACGAUGUGACGAUGCUGUACGACGACUUCAAAAGGUUUGGCAUUUUGUUUUUCUGCAGGAGGUUAAGCGGAUUCUCUAAACGGGAACUCGCCUAUCUCCCCCCAAACCUGGAUAACCCAAAGGGAACACCAUAUGUCGGUGAUACAGCUUGACACCAGUAGCGUCGCGGGAGCUGUCGGAUUCUCUAAACGGGAACUCGCCUCUCUCCCCACACCUGGAUAACCCAAGGGGAACACCAUAUGUCGGUGAUACAGCUUGACACCAGUAGCGUCGCGGGGAGCUGUCGGAAUUUUUCAUUGCAUUCAUGUAUCCGCCUACGGGACUUCAUCUCCGGGUUUUGAUUUCAGAGUUUCCUUCUCUUAGAUGAGUUGCCAGCCAAGGUUAACGGGUCCCAUCUACCCGGCGUGCUGGUGUUGUUUUUGCUUGACUUGGCCUUUGGUGGGGAUUGAUUUCCAGCGUGGGGUUGACACAGUUUAGACCACAUGACAUAUUAACUAUGGGAUUUUCUUUGCAAAUUAAAUUUCUUGAUAUUUUUUUCAGAACGGAGUUCAAGCCGAGGCGACUCCAAUUCAAAUAACGCUUUUAACAACGAUUCUGACAACGAGAAAAGUGUGGACUUAGAGCAAAGUGAGGAUGGUGAGGAUGGUGAGGACGAUGAGGACGAUGAGGUUGGCACUGAGGCAGACAACGUAGACAACAGAGAGGAGACCCCAGCUGGGCCUGCUGGGCCUGCUGGGAGUGAUCACAAUGGGGAAUCGUUAGAACCCACCGAUCGGACCCCUCCUGCAGCUGGACCGCAUGACGUAAACGUCAAUCGUGAAAAUGACCGCACUGAUAGGCAAUACAAUGGACGCGGUCGAGGGAGAGCUUCCGGUCGGACAGGGCAACCCAAUCGUCCAGCUGUCGUCGACUACGGCCUGCCUGAUGAUGUAGGGGGUUUAGUCGACGAGGAUGAAUUUGAAUUCGUCUUCGACCUGGAGCCAAGUUCAGAUGUUGACCCUGCAGUGCUACCCGAUACGCUCGCCGGGCCUGUUCCCACAGUGCUCCAGGCAAGAGAAGCACCUGUUGCCGGUGGCUCAGUUUUGCCGAUCGCUCCAGAGGUCCAGCCGGUGGUAGUUCCACCAAUACCGACUUUUGAUAUUCCGCUCGACGCACCCGCCGCGCCCGUAACAAAUGCGGUAAGGAAUCCUAUGAAUCCAGCGCGCCAAACAUUGAUGACGGCGGCCAGGCCCGAACUCUUGGCAGAUCUUCUCACGGAUUCUGGAGAAAGCAUUCACGAGAGACACCAACAACAGCAGCAGCCCUGCUUGAAGAUUUCCGACAUCAUUUACAGCGACUACGUCUGCUCUGCCGGCAGCAGUGACGAAGCCGAGAUUCCCAACAGUCAAGAUGACGACACGACAGCUGAGAGUAUGGCGACUGCCUCAUCUUCUCUGAGACAGGAAGUGAAAAUUUCUUUAAAUUUGAAAACUAUUGACGUCACUCCCAUAGGCCUGGUUGGUGAUGGUAUCAAUGUUGCCCUACCGAGCCAUGACGUUUCCGCUGACAAGGAUCGCACGGAUUCCCAAGACGAUUUGGUUAAUGGAAACGUCGACAAAAACAGCCCAUCCGGCAGCGCGUCUGUCAGCGAUGACGCCAGCCAAGACGAUCAAGAUAUGGCCUCGGCUGAACACGACUUUAGGAGUUUAGACUACGUUUUGGUAAGGGAGCCUUUAAACGUUCUCGGCGAGAGAACGGAGCAGGAUGCGGACGCGCUCUUAGAACAAGUUAUCAACGGCGUUAGAGACAGAGGCAUGGGCCCAAAUAGUUUUGAUGAGCUGGAGGUUGCAUCCCCGGAACAUGCGUCCUACGACCGAGAAAUGUCCCGAUCAACAGAGAAGUCGAGCAAUGCUACAAACUCGGUGAGCUGUAACAACGCAUCGCUUAGCGAUGACAUGCCCGAUAAAACUGACGGCGAGGCCUGCCUGUCCUCACCCCAGUCCAGCUCCAUUCAGUCGGACGACCAUCUCAUGGAAUGCGACACCCAAGCCAAUGCCAGCGUUCAGGCCAAGGACGAUGAGCUGCUGAGUCCGUUGGAGUCCUUGACGGGUGUUUACAACACGACCAGUAGCUUCCACGACGAUGUUGGGGAACCGUUCAUCCACCAUGUUUCCAAUGUUGACGAUGUUUUGGCGGAUUCCUCCAGGAGGAUGUGCUCCGGCUUAGAAGAAUUGUCUGGUAAACCAAUUUGUGAUGAUGAAUACGAUUGGUCGAUGUCAGUGGUCAAUAUGACAUACGGUGGUGCCAAAAGUAGCACGACGCCGACAGAAAGAGAUCAUCAUCAUGACGGACGGUUGCACGAGGAGACAUUCCCAGUUGAUGAAUGUAGACUUGGAAACGACGAUGAAAAUAACUUUGUCUUUGGACAGAAGGAAACCAUGGAAACAUUUGAACUAGAAUUAAAUAGCCAGAAUGAAUACAAUCAAGAUCAAAUCUCAUGCACGGAAAGUUGCCACGACAGCUGCCAAAAAGAUGUGGAAGAAAACGCAAGAAUAUUGUGUUCAGUGCGCACGGAAACCGACAAGAGAAAUUCGUAUGGAGACGUUGAGCCGCACCCUUACGAAAAUAAUUCACAAACAUUUGCAUUAAGUCUUGCUGGUGACUCUGGAGAAGAAGAAUGCAAUGAGGUUUAUAUCAAUCCACUAGAACAUACUACAACACCACCUCAUCGACAAUGCUUUAGUUUGACGGAUCGUAAGGUAGACUCUUGGCCAGAGGAUUUACCUGACAACACCUCAGCUACCGCAGACAUGUAUGAAUGUGGCGUAUCACAGAGCCGCCACAGCACUGUUGGUGUUGAAGAUUCGCCACCGCCAAUAGACGUGGGGCCUAAAGUUAGUGAGAACCGUUUUCAAGGCUAUGACACCUUAGAGGCAUGUGUUGAGGCAAACAAUGUUGUUGUAAGUGGUGUGGCUUCAGAGAGCGUGUUUAUUGGAGACAGGUUUGAUGAAGAUCACAAAAGUCUGGAAGAUUUUUCACUGGUAGCAGAUGUGGCGUCUAAAAAUGGCGACAACCGGUUUCAGGAUAAUGAUAACUUAGAAGCAUGUGUCAAGGCCGACAGCGUGGCUUCAGACGAUGAGUUGAUUAUGGAUGAGUCAUCUGUCGAUCACAAUGGUGUUGAAGAUUUGAUAGAAGUGUGUACUCAAAAAGUGGACUUGAAUCUUUCAGAUGUGACUAGCACUGAGCUCAAAUCAAUGGACUUCAGAGCAUGCAAUCAGUCUUCUUCUGAUGCAUCCACCCAUCUUGAUGGUGCACACCCAUCAGAAACAUGUUUCAGGGAAAAUCUCUACGAGUGUGCGUUUAUUCCCCAAACUAGAGAAAGCCAGACAGAGAGGAUGGACACAAUACGACCAAAACACGACCAUGGAAACUUUGGUAUAGCUGAAAACGGAGAAGCAGCUCAAGAUAGAGUAGUCUUAGAUACCUCAGAUGAGCACGACACCAUCAACGAUGACAAACUGCGCGAUGAUGUUACUGCAGACAGCCAAUGCCUUGAUCGACAUCAAAUCAAUCUUCACAGUCAAGGAUGUCAUGAUGAAGAAUUAAAUAAGGACAACUCGGAGGCCGAACUCCAAGUAAUUAAUGGAAGCUGUGCAGGCAAUGAACUCACAGAGCGUGUUACAAACUCGCAAAAGGAUCAGGAACAUGUCAAUGAAGAAUUCCUCCUUUCUGUCAAAGAGGGUGAACACAGUGAGACUGAUGGGACUUACGCUGUGACAAGAAUUCAAAGUAAAGUCCGUGAUGACGUAUACUGCGAUGUACCAAUUGCAAAUUUUUCGGAAGAAAAGAUGUAUGAUGACGUUAGCGAUGCAGCUGAUAUCGGCGGUGAAAAUUGGGCACCGCAACAAGAACUAGAGAAUUUAACAGAAGCACAAAGUAUGACGAGAUCCAUUGAUGCCGCAUCUGCGAAUGAGGAAUUUCCACGGUGCAAAGAUUAUCAUGUUCAAAUUGUUGAUCACUAUCGUUUAGAGUUAACAAAAGAUGAGAAUGACCGUUAUAGUGACUCAGAGGUAGAACAAGAACAUUGUGACACUGCCAAAGAUUUAGAGGUUGCCCAAGAUCAAAAUGAUUCCGUCAGUCAUUUAGAAUGUGAUAAAGAACACGAAGACACAGCCAAUGACGUUGAGACUGCCAUAGAGCACAAAGACCCUGUCAAUGAUGUAGAGACUGCCAUAGAGAACAAAGACCCUGUCAAUGAUGUUGAGACUGCCGUAGAGCACAAAGACCCUGUCAAUGAUGUUGAGACUGCCAUAGAGAACAAAUACCCUGUCAAUGAUGUAGAGACUGCCAUUGAGAACAAAGACCCUGUCAAUGAUGUUGAGACUGCCAUAGUAAACGAAGAUCCUUUCAAUGAUGUUGGGAUCUACCGAGAACACGAAGACACUGUCAAUGAUGUAGAGGCUGCCCUCGAAACUGAAGACCCUGUCAAUGAUGUAGAUAUCUACCGAGAAAACGAAGACGAAUACGCUGUCAAUGAUGUAGAGACUGCCAUAGGACAUGAAGACCCUGUCAGUGACGUAGAGACUUCCCUAAGACACGAAGACACUGUCAGUUAUCUAGAAAAUGCCCUAGAAGCCGUGCACGCUAUGAAUGAUGCCGAGGUUUCGCACGUACAUUCAGCCCAAUUAAAUAAUGUAAAGUCUGCCCAAGAACAUAUUGAGCCAAACAAUGACUUGGAUGUUGUCCAAGAACGAUAUUAUGAUAUCAACUAUUCGGAUAUUUGCCAAGAACACGAUGAAAUAGAAUAUCUUCUAGGGAGUGAUUAUAAAAGAAUUAACGAAGACCAAGGCACAGAUGGUUUAGGCAGCUGUGCUGUUGAAGAAAAAGAUGAAAUCUGCUCCACUGUUGAGGUAAGGACACGAAAAGAAUCAAACGAUACACUCGAUGAGAAUUAUGGUAUGCCAGAUGGCGCUCCGGUCACCAUGGCAACUUCUUUACAAACAUUUAAGUCAUCAAUCGGUGUGUUGGAGGAAUGUGGUCUGAAAUGUAGAGCUGGUGAUGAAGUGAGCUGUGGGGAUGAGAAAUGUAGAGCUGGGGAUGAAGUGAGCUGUGGGGAUGAGAAAUGUAGAGCUGGUGAUGAAGUGAGCUGUGGCGAUGAGAAAUGUAGAGCUGGUGAUGAAGUGAGCUGUGGGGAUGAAGGGGAAUAUAAUGCAUUGUAUCCGGUUUACGAACGGUCAAGAAAUGAGCCUGGUCUAGACGAUGUCACGAAACGCCACGGAACCGGUUUAGAAGGUCAAGGUGAUUGGAGGGAAGGUCCUAGAAGGGAUGACACGAAACCUGCAUCGGAUCAGCCCGCUAACGAUUGUGACGUAGAUCUGGCUGAUGAGUUAUUUCCGGCCGAGACCGUUAAAGCCAGAGCAGGCGAUGAAAACGUAAGCAUAGACAGGGAAGAAAAGUUUCUAUAUCAAGAAUAUGAAUCAGAACUUGUUACUGGCCGAAAGGAGAAAGAAAACAGUAAUGCGUUUUUUGAUUUUGAAGGUGGUGAAAAUUUCAUAAGUCAUCAAGAAAAAAUCAGCAGAGUACGUAAAGAGAUAAACUUUGAUGCGAAUGCAAUAGUUUUAAAAGAAAAAAAAGUUAGAUUUGGACAUUUUGAAGAAGGAGAUCAAGCCACUAUCGGGAAAGACCAUCAUACAAACUGCGGAAACGAAAAUGAGUCUGGUGAGCUUGGUGCAUCGGCUCCAGAAAAUGUUAACACCAUUAUCGAUAAUUGUCAGGAUAACGCUGCUGAAAUAAAUGGUAACCUUUGGGAUGUGGAACAUAAGGAUGAGGAGAAAUUUCCGACAGGAUCUUCUUUUGAGGAUGUUAUUGGAGAUAUAAUUAGUGUUUACGACGAUAUUACCGACACUUACAAUUCUGUUGACAGUGACACUAAAACUCCAAAUGAAUUUGGGGGGCCAACUCGAGGGUUAUCUAAUAGUAGCCUGGAACUGAAGCCCCCAUGUAGGCCCGCGACACCUGACAAACAGAACGGGCUGGAAGAUUUUGAUGCCAUGCUUGCAAAUAUACGCGUGUCAUGCGAAGAAAGAAUACAAGAAGAAAGUGGGAAAAUUCAAGGUAAAGAAAAUCAGAUUGAAUACACUAAUGAGGCCGGAGAAGCCCUAGUCCAACCUGGCAACCAACGGUCUGGCAUCCCUGAAGAUGUGAGGUUGAAUCAGCCUAUGGAAAAAAGUUUGAUGGACCAAAUAGUGGAACGUGUUGCAUGUGACGCAGAGACAUCAGUUAGCAAGACCGUCCACACUGCCGUUGUUGAGGCAACAGACCCGUGCGCAUUUAACACAGAGACUAUUGGUCGCCUGUCUCCAGAACAAUUCAUCACUGCUGACGCACUAGACCAGGAAGUGGAGCAAUGGCAUUCAGAAGAAGAUUUCUAUGAUGAUGACGACAUCCUUAAGGUAGUGGGUGGUAGAGAUGAAAGCAUGCCGUCUAAAAGUGAGAACACGGCUGGGCCAUCUCAGGCUGAGUCACUGUUGAAUGCGGACAUGAAUGUGGUCGAAGUGCAUGUACACAUUGAUCUUUACGAAACGCGAACAAUAUCAGGGGAAGGAGAUCAAAGCGGGUUUCUUCAAAAUGCAGGCGAAUCGGACAACCCUGGUGGAGCCGAGUCUGAGAACAUAGACAAUAUUUCACACCAUGGAGCUGAGACUCAAAACACAGACCCAACUACACCUCGCGGACCUGAGAGUGACAACAUAGACUCAACUAUAGCCCGUGAAGAUGUUGGAGAUAACAUAGACACUGGAACACCACGUGAAGAUUGGUUUGGCAGCACAGACGCUAAAUCACCCUGUGAACCCGAGCGUGUCAACAUAGACGCUGACACAACCCGUGUAGAUGGGUUUGAGAACGUGGACGCGGAUAAACCUCGUGUAGAUGGGUUUGAAAACAUGGACACGGAUACCCCCUGUGGAGAUUGGUUUGACAACAUAGACACAGAUACACCACGUGAAGUCAAGCGUGACAGUGACAUUGAAACAGCAGUUUCUUUUUAUGCCGGAGUGGAUUCAAAUAGUUUAGAAGACGCGCACGAGGCAGCUCUGCGUCACUCAGAAUGUCACCCGAGCCUUGCUGGCACAACACAAGGCAUCUUACCGGAAGUAUUUUCAUUGGCUGUAGGGAUAGUUCCACAUGUAGUUACAAGUGGAAUGUCUUCCUAUGAUGAUGGGGAAUUUUGCCAUCAAAAGGAAGCGUCUCAGGAAGAAAAAUGUGAUAAGGAAGCAAAUCAGCAUCUCCAUGUCGAUGUUACACCAAUGACGAAUGCCAACAUCCCCACGACACCGAUGCCAGCCCGGACAUCCCCUAAACCGUCUCACCUACAGACCAGGUCUAUGACCGCAGCUGACAACGUGACCUUGGCGGAGUCUCGCUACGAGUUGGACCCUGCAGCAAAGGUUAUCUUAGAGGCGACUGAUCUCUGGCUAAACAAGAUUUCAGACAUGUGCCAGACGCCAACGAUAGAGAUGGAGGAAGGCAAGCUCCAUGAGAUUGCUGACAAGUGCACAUCCGAGUUGCUUUCUUUGGUGAAGAGCCCCAGUGAAGAAAAUGGCAAAGAAGAGAGCCUUUCCAGUAAGUCCACUCCCAGGGAUGCUAUCAACUGUGACUUGUCAUCUUCAGGGAAGAGUGUCACGCCGUCGAAUGGACCUAACGUUAAGAGCUUGUCAAAACCACCAUCGGUCAAUAUUUCUAGAAGAUCCGCAAGCAUGUCAAUGUCAACUGAGGGUGUGCCCAAGUCCAGUAGCGGUACAUGCUCCCCAGGUUUAGUUAGCUCCAAGCAAGGGAUCUCCAUGGGCGGACACCGGUCAGCGAGUACCACUUCCUCUACUGACAUAGACAUCAUUAUGUCUCGGUCAGGCACAAGGCCGAAUUCUCGCACCGAUGGUAUCUUCACAAAAGAUGGUCCGCCCAGUAUGACAAGCUCUGCUUCAACAAGCGGUGCCGGCGGCGGUAAAAGUGGCGGCAUUUCCGAUAGCGAGGCUUCAUUAGCGGGCAAAAAUAGAACAAGCACGAGUGAUGCCUCUAUGAUAAUCGUAGACCUUCCCAUCGUUACGAUAAACAAACAAAAAGAGAAUGGCAUCGGAUCUAUGGGUAACUUGAUUCCCAGAAUUUGUAUGCCCGAGGGCGUCCAGAAUGUGAACGACACGAUGCUGACUGGCUUGAGGCCCCACAGUUCAGGAACCACGCACGCCAUUCAAGUAAACAGACCGUUGAUAGCCCGGCCACUUAGUUCAAGGUCCAACGAUGGAAAAACACGAGGCUUUGACCCUGCUCACGAAGAACGAAGGGGCAUCCAAGCUCCCCAAAAAAAUGCCGGGGUUUUAGACUUAACCGAUCAAACUCUCCAGCAAGCUGACGUUACGACGAAAUCACCAGGCAGAAGUAAAACAGUUGUGCUCCCAUCAAAAAAGCCCACAAUUGACCAGUGCCACGAACCACACCCUCCACCUGUUGGUAAAGCAGAAAACGUUGGACCCAAAUUUAAACGGGAAAUAAAGACAGAAAACGGUUUCACGCGAAUCGCACUCCGCGCUAACUCUGGUACACGCAUGCUGAGCAGUCCGAAUGCUGAAGAACAAGUAACAAAGUCACAAGCUGUUCAGGACGGAUCCAGCCCCAGGAGGGCGGUCACUUUGACCCCAAGAAGGAUUUUAAAAUCUCAGGGAACGAUUUGCGACAAUGACUUGAACGAAAAAGUGAAGGGCGGUCGCCAGCUGUUUGCACAGGUUCAGUCGAGCCCGCGCACAUCGUCGUUCACUCAGACAGAUCGAUUCGGACGUCAGUCGGGUCAGCCCAGCGGCUUCACCCGAGGCAAGCAGAACACGUCACCAAGAGGGACGGGGGACGGUGAGGGCAAGGAGAGGCGUGGCAGAGUCUUAUCCGUGGGAAUAGGAGAUGGGGCGAGCGUGGAGAAUGCCCUGAAGGAACGCACGAAAACGUCUCCGGACGGAAGCCUCUCGCACGUGACGUCGCGCGGAGAGGUGAAGGCCGCCAACGAGAUCGAGGCCAUCACACAGUUGAACAGGCAGCGCAUGGAGCGUAAGCCUUGUAAAAGUUUUCUAACAUUCCUGGACAGUCGUAUGCCAGAUACCAUUCUGAAAGUUCAAUGAGCUAAACGUAGAUAUUAAAAUUCUACUUCGCGAACAUAUAUUAUUUCACUGGAACGUAGGGGGUUAAAAAAUUGUUUCGCUUUAGAGAAGAUAACGGGAAAAGAAAUUUUGAAAGAGUUUUUUUUAACAAUUUGAUAUAGGUUGAGUGACAAUAUAUUUUAUUUUUUCUUUGUUUAAAAUCUAACCAAAUUACGACACAGUUAUGCAGGUAGUAGAUGAUCGUAUUUAAUAAUACAUUAAGUUGGGAUUACUCCUUGCUCAUUGUCUUACUUGUAACCUUACUUGAACCAGCUUUGAUUUCUACAACUAAAAGUUUUUACUAAAAACAUGGGAUAUUUGUAAGAAUGCUUACCUACAACUCUUAGGUUUGUGCUCGAUUCCCUGAUUAUCUCUUUUCUUUUGAAAAUAUGUUUUGGAAGAAGUCAUUUAUAAAAAUCAAUCUCCCAUUUCCUCAAUCGAUGACAUAAAAUAAAAUGACAAAAUAAAUAAAAACUAUUAUAGUAAUUUUUUUGUGUGGGGAUGGUGGGGGUGGGGGGGGGGUGGGGUUUGGUUACAUCUCAUAAGCUGAAGACAUUAAGUUAUCCUGUCUUUAUCACUAUUAUAAGCCCCUGUUGUUUCUAUUUUCAGCUCUGAAAUUGCGCGAACACGCCAAGAAGAGACCCAAGGCAGUUAAGGUAUAUUCUGACAAUAUUUUACCAUACUUUCUAGUUGUAGCUCACCAAACAUUGGCGAUAGCCAUGAGUUUACUUGCCAAAAGUUACUUGACAAAACAUGAACUCGAGUAACUCACAUUCAAGGAUCCCAAUUUUUGCUACACCCCUUCCUUCAAUGAUACGCCACUGCACAUUUUUUAUUUCACGCCCAUGAACUAUACUAAAUAUUCCUUUGUCCCAACCCCUUGUAAACCGAAUAUUAAUUACACCAUAUUUAAACUGAGACGAUUUCAUUAUCCGAAAAGAAAAUAUUUCGCGCCAAACGCAGUUGCGUUAUUUAAAACAAAAACAAAAAAUAUAUUUUGCGCGCUAUACGGAAACAGCGCCAUCCCCCCCCCCCCCACAACCCCCCACAUAUACGUCACAAAACACAAAGCAGAUAGCAAAAGCUAAGAAAAUAAUCUCAGAGCAAAUACGCUGAAUAGGAAGCAGCCAGCUUCAGCCGGAAAUGGAAUCAGUCCACCAGAAGCGUCAUAUCUAUAAGAGAUUUCAUCUAACCUGCCAAGUUUUGUAAUGCAUUCAUUUUGUUGUGUAUUUAUGGAAUAUAACAUACUGCUUUUGUUUUACUGUCCACAAACAAUUGCACCUGAAGGUUAACCCUGAUAUUUCUCAUAACUCCACGUGAAGAACUUUAAAAGUAUGUAUGAUGUUGGCCUGGUUCACAUUAAAAUAUUGAGCAUUAAUAUCAUUACACUGUUCUUCUUGGCCAGAUGAUGACGAUGCAAGAAUUCGAAAAGAUUCAAGCUGAACGUCACCUGACUCAAGCCUUUGCCCGCAUACAAAGCAGCAAGCCUUGCGUGGAUUGCCAUAUGGAUGCGAAGGUCAUGGACAAAACUGGAGUGUAAGUGUUCACUCUCAACUGUAAGAUUGCGUUGAAGCAAUCCUAUUUUAGUAAUAUAUGUCACCUUCCUCAUCAUAUAUACUUAAGAUCAGCUCGAUUUGGGCGAAUUCUUUCCCUCAAACUUUGGACUGAAAUAUAUUUUUAAAAAUAAUUUAUGCCCCCAAUCAAUCAGACUGUACCAGCUUGCUUCACUUUGUGUUACAAAAUCUACAUAAUGGCUCUUAAAGUCAAGACUGUCACUAAUUGUGUCAAGUUCUAUAGCGUCGGACUAUUUAUUUUUUUUAAAUAAAAGAAUCUCAUCUACCUCAUUUAAAUAUCGCCGUUUUGGGUAGCGUGGUUCUUGAACUGAUAGGGAAAGUAGUAUUAGUAGAAUCUGGUUUAUCGUUGAGUUAUGGCAAAAAAAAAAAAUCAAUCUGAAACCUUGGGGAAAGCUUGAAAAUAGUUUGUCAAGUGCUACAUGUGUUUGAUAAAGAUGGUAAUAGCAGAGCAGUCAACAAUGAGUGUUUGAUAAAGGUGGUAAUAGCAGGGCAUUCAACAAUGAGUGUUUGAUAAAGGUGGUAAUAGCAGGCAGUCAACAAUGAGUGUUUGAUAAAGGUGGUAAUAGCAGGGCAUUCAACAAUGAGUGUUUGAUAAAGGUGGUAAUAGCAGGACAUUCAACAUUGAGUGUUUGAUAAAGAUGGUAAUAGCAGAGCAGUCAACAAUGAGUGUUUGAUAAAGGUGGUAAUAGCAGAGCAGUCAACAAUGAGUGUUUGAUAAAGGUGGUUAAUAGCAGGGCAUUCAACAAUGAGUGUUUGAUAAAGAUGGUAAUAGCAGGGCAUUCAACAUUGAGUGUUUGAUAAAGAUGGUAAUAGCAGAGCAGUCAACAAUGAGUGUUUGAUAAAGGUGGUAAUAACAGGGCAUUCAACAAUGAGUGUUUGAUAAAGGUGGUAAUAGCAGGGCAGUCAACAAUGAGUGUUUGAUAAAGAUGGUAAUAGCAGAGCAGUCAACAAUGAGUGUUUGAUAAAGGUGGUAAUAGCAGGGCAUUCAACAAUGAGUGUUUGAUAAAGAUGGUAAUAGCAGGGCAGUCAACAAUGAGAAAUAAAACUCCGGCUUUCGAACAAACGUCUUUAUGCUAAAGCAACCCCCCCCCCCCACGGGGCACCCCGCUCAGGGACUUGGUGGAAGUGAUUGUAAAGGGGGCUACUUGGGCCAUGCACAACACUAUUGGCACACCACUACGGCGGUUCAGUCAAACUAAUAAAAGUGAAUAUUUUCUUACCCCAGUUCUGCUGCUUAUGUUUCAAAAUUCAGUUUUUUUUUUGUUUUUUUGUUGGUGGGGUUUGGGGGGCAUUCUAAACCGGUUUACUUAAAUUUGACAAGGUUUUAAUUUUUCUGUCGUAGUUUUUUAAAAAAAGGAUUGAGCUAUGUUCAGCAUCUAACUGAGCUAGUCAAUCCAAUUAUAACAUGGACCGAACAUUAACCGUUACUUAUUCGUUCUCCGCCCCCCCACCCCCCCCCCCCCCAAAAAAAAAAAAAUAAAAAAAAUCCAACGUACCAGGUCGACAAAAAGACGACGGGAGAGAGUGAACUACGACUCACUGAUAGCCUUAGAGAAUGUCAAGUUUUUGGAGAUGUUGAGAUUCAAGAAGUCAGCCUACGACAGGGAUGAGCAGCUCAAAGAUUUCAAGGUAAGUUACUGAAUAUGAACUUGUAUGCAACGGGAUACUUGGUAUAAAAGUGUAGCCCACCCUUGGACAUCAUGCCUCAUACAUCAUGCCUGAGACAUCGUGCCUGAGAGAUCAUGCCUGAGACAUCGUGCCUGAGACAUCGUGCCUGAGACAUCGUGCCUGAGACAUCAUGCCUGAGGCAUCAUGCCUGUUACAUCAUGCCUGAGACAUCGUGCCUGAGGCAUCGUGCCUGAGACGUCAUGCCUGAGACAUCGUGCCUGAGACAUCGUACCUGAGACAUCAUGCCUGAGACAUCGUGCCUGAGACAUCAUGCCUGAGACAUCGCGUCUGAGACAUCGUGCCUGAGAGAUCGUGCCUGAGACAUCAUGCCGGAGAGAUCGUGCCUGAGACAUCAUGCCUGAGUUAAUUAAUUUACAUAUCCAUUAGCGUUUCUACAAAGUAAGCAUUGUGUUGCGGGCUAUAGAGUAAAACGAGACACGCCUGCUGAAAUGUAAUGCUAUAAAUGUGAAAAAACCCCCCUAAAAACAACGAUUUACUUACAAAUCCUUUCUGUGCAUUUGUUAUUAUCUUACUUUAUAUUGAUAUUUUAAUGUCUCAUUUCGCUUUUACACAGCAGAUUUAUUUUUUGCACCAAAUAGUUCAGAAAAACGAAAGAAAAUAUUACGCACCAAACGCGCUUGCGUUAUUUUUACGAAUUUCAUUUAGCGCAGUUAUCGGGAAUUCUAUUUCAUGAAAACAGUGGCAUUAUAUUUCUUUCAUCCUCUCUUUGGAAAAAAACAACAACCGGAAAAGCGGAUUUUUUUUUGGGGGGGGGGGGGCUGGGGCUGAAAAUUUGUUAGAAUGUGUUGUCAUCAGCAAUUAGUCUAUGUGCCAAGUUUGAGAUCGAUAGUUUUACGGGCCGUGGGUCAAUUGGCCAAAAAAAAAAGCAAGGUAAAAGGGGUUUUUUUUUUGGGGGGGGGGGGGGCUGGGGCUGAAAAUUUGUUAGAAUGUGUUGUCAUCAGCAAUUAGUCUAUGUGCCAAGUUUGAGAUCGAUAGUUUUACGGGACGUGGGUCAAUUGGCCGUCCUAAUAUUUUGCCAGCCAGAAAUACACGAACAAAAGCGACGUUAAUGUAAAGAUUUUUUUAUUUUAAAGCCAUAGUUUGAAGUAUUUCCAUAUCUGAUCAGAAAAGUUACAAGCACAUGAUCAUGCUGGGAAGGCAUCCCGCGGGCUGGAAGGAAACACGAGGCGUGGACAAGCUGCUGACCAAAGGAAAACACGAGGAGGGGAGCAGUCAGAAACAUGACAUCUUAGGGUGAGUCGGUUGAAUAUUGCCUUUUAUCUUAAGGUUCUUGUUGGCUAUGUAAAUAGAUUUGAUAGAGGUUCUAAAGUAAGCGAGGGCUGCUUGGGGCAUACAUCACGGCAACCAUCCUCGAUGGACCAAGACUCUUUCUUUGUUCUGUGGUGGAACACUUUAGGAAACGCAGAGAAUAUUACACAUCAAAUGUAAACGUGGGCCUCUGUAACACAUGAAUUUGAUAUUUUAAAACUUUAAGUAUAUUAUAUAUGUAGCCAUAUUUAAAUGUAUUUUCCAGAGCAUCUGCUAGAAUUUAAAAGUUGUUGUUUUUUUCACAUUCGCGAAUCAAAUCUUUAAAGUUAAAUAUAGAGUUAAUUAAUUUUGUUUUACAUUUUUUUCUAUUCCCAUCCACAGAAUCUGAAGUAGACUCGUUAAAAAGCAGAAUUAAACGAAGACAUUUUCACACGCUAUUCAAAAUUGUUCUUUUUAUUAUAAAAUAAGUAAAAAAAAACAAAAACAUAAAUAUAUCUAUUAUAAAGAGGUAACAUUUGUCACAUGAGAUAUUCACUUAAUUCGAGCUCAUACUUAUCUAUUCCAAGCGAAUUAAAGACACGCCUCCGUCCAUCGACUGGCCACACUCAACACCACCAGCAGUGGGAGGCAUUACUCUAAGGUCAAGAUAUUCUAAGAGUCAGAGUCGAUGUAAAUUUGUAGAGAGGAACUGCUACUGAUAACUACUGGUAGUACAGAUGGAAACAAACGGACAAUAUUCUUUUACCGACUCCCUUGUACUUAAUAGUAGCACCACAUAAUCGAAAGCUUAGGUCAACCACCUCAGGUCACCCACACUUCUCUCAAGAAACGAUCAACUGGUUUUAAAUACAUGAGUGGGAGUUAUUCAUUUUUCGAUAUGGAAUUAGUCAUAC